This is a messenger RNA of Diorhabda carinulata, 1544 nucleotides long. It is a transcript of the gene eas, whose product is annotated as ethanolamine kinase 1. Gene Ontology annotation, biological process: phosphatidylethanolamine biosynthetic process. The record is from RefSeq and is a predicted model, not a curated record. Gene Ontology annotation, cellular component: cytoplasm. Gene Ontology annotation, molecular function: ethanolamine kinase activity. The transcript is spliced from 8 exons. The coding region runs from base 280 to 1332 and encodes 350 amino acids. Lineage: Eukaryota; Metazoa; Arthropoda; Insecta; Coleoptera; Chrysomelidae.
AGUUUUCGUCCAUGUAUACAGCUAUUAACGGUGGAAAAUUGCAGCGGGUAUUUUUAUAUUCGGAUCAUUACAUUUAUCUCGUUAAAUAUAUUCACUCAUAUUUAAUUCAAUAAACUUCACUAUUAUGUUGUAAGUUGUUUACAAUGCGGCACGACAAAUUGCCAUUAGUCGUGAAGGGAAAACAAAAAGAUCGUUGCAAGGGUAUCCACUUAGGAACGCGGGGCACAACCUUCACCUACCUACUCCGCGUUCAGAAUUAGAAAUACUGUUGGGUGAACAAUGGAAGUUGAAUAUCGAGAAGGAAUUCUCCAUAUUAAUUUUGAAAUACAAGAAGAAGAUAUUGAAAAUGGAGCGCUAGAAAUUUUAAAAGUUAUAAGGCCAGACUGGGAGAAAAACUAUAUAACAUUGAAGCUGUUGACAGAUGGGAUAACCAAUAAGCUGGUCGGAUGUAAACCUGAAGGCGCAGAAGACGAGGAAACGGUACUAGUAAGAAUAUAUGGAAGAAAAACAGAUUUGAUUAUAGACAGGAAAGCAGAAAAGAGAAACAUGAUUCUGUUGAACAAAGCUGGAAUCGCUCCAAACCUGUAUGCUUCAUUUACAAAUGGAUUAACCUACCGAUUCUUACCUGGCAUUACAUUAAAUAACAAAUCAGUAAGAGAUCCAGUUAUCAGCAAACUAGUCGCGAGACAUAUGGCUGUAUUCCAUAAAAUUAAACCGAGUGAAGAUAAUAGAGAUACCUUCAUAUGGGACAAAAUUACAAAAUUCAUAGAAUUGGUACCGGACGUUUUCUCUGAUUCGGACAAAAAUGAAAGGUACAUAAAAAAUGUCCCCCACAAAUCCAUAAUUGAGCAAGAAGUAUACAAAAUGAGACAAAUAGUAGAAAAUUUAGGAAGUCCGAUUGUUUUCUGUCAUAAUGACCUUUUAUUAGGAAACGUCAUUUAUAAUGAACAAGAAAACAAGGUUACAUUUAUAGAUUACGAAUAUGCAGCACCCAAUUACCAGUCGUUCGAUAUUGCUAACCAUUUUGCAGAAUUUGUAGGAUUAGAUAAAUUUGACUAUUCAUUAUACCCUGACAAAAAAUUCCAAACAAGCUGGAUACGUACAUAUUUAACAGAAUUAGAAGGAAGGGAACCAACAGACGAACAAAUAGAAACAAUAUAUGUUCAAGUAACUAAAACAGUGUUACUGACACAUAUAUUUUGGGGCAUAUGGUCAUUAGUACAAGCGGAACACUCAACUAUAGAUUUUGACUACAUGGGAUACGCUGCUGUACGUUUUAACGAGUACUUCACAAAAAAAGAUAAGUUUUUGAAUCUCGAAGCAUCUAGCUGAUUACUUUAUAUCCUAAGAUGUUCUUUGAAGAAGCCAUUUGCGUCCAGACCCAGAAAACUUUAUUUAGAAGAUAAUCAAGCAGCUAAAGACAUAUUCUAAGUGAAAUGAUUAGUUAAUAGAAAUCGAUUGUUUUAUCUUGUUGAUUUACUCAAAUAGUGUAUUAUAUUGAAGAAAAUAUGUUGUAUAUUGUAAUAAAAUCAAUUUUAAUAAUA